This is a messenger RNA of Emericellopsis atlantica, 4714 nucleotides long. Its product is annotated as P-loop containing nucleoside triphosphate hydrolase protein. The transcript has 3 exons. NCBI's taxonomy places the organism in Eukaryota, Fungi, Ascomycota, Sordariomycetes, Hypocreales, Bionectriaceae. Gene Ontology annotation, biological process: transmembrane transport. The record is from RefSeq and is a predicted model, not a curated record. Gene Ontology annotation, cellular component: membrane; fungal-type vacuole. Bases 167 to 4375 code for a protein of 1402 amino acids. Gene Ontology annotation, molecular function: ATP binding; ATP hydrolysis activity; ABC-type peptide transporter activity.
AUACCGUUGGCACCUUGUGAUCUAAUAUCCCACCGUACCCGGGAAUAAGGCUGCCGAUCUCGCCACAUUUGGGGCGCAAACCUCGUUUUUGACCAAACGCGACGCGCGUUGCUUCUGCAACUUACCCCAGAAUCAGGACUGCCGCCAUGUCCCUCCCUCCUCCAGCAUGGGACAUCUCGAAGGACAGGCAUUGCUGCUCUCACAAUCGCCUACAUGGAUCGACAAGCUGGCCAGCUGGGCGCAGUCGGGGUGGCCUCACGCGGCGAUAGCUCUCACAGCGGCGGUCUGGGCGGCUGCUUCACGCCUCGCUCAACCGGCUGCGCAGCCUCGCCCGAGGACUCUGCUCAUAGUAUGGAAAUACGAACUGCCCAUCCAGCUCACCAGGAUCGCCCCGAUAGCGCUGCUCGCCGUCUCACACGCGUAUCGCGACGUCGCCAUCCUUGCGUACGGCCUCACGCUCGGUCUCGCGAGACACGCGAGCAGCCCGACACGGAGACGCUCCACCCUCCGCCAGGUCAACUUUGUCUACACAGCUGUGUUCUGUCUGCAUCUGGCAGCGCGAUAUCUCUCUUGUCUGCGUCAGGGCACGCACUGCCACCACAGCCCCGUGGUCACGGCGGCAACCGUUUUCCUGGCCCUCCAUGUCGCCCUCCUCGUCGUGACGCCGCAACGUCUCAGCGGUAGUCCGUCGCCCGAAGAGGAGUGUAGCUUGCUGGGGUCCUGUACGUAUGCAUGGCUGGACCCCGUUAUAUGGAAAGGCGUGACCAAGAGGUUGGACAUGUCUGGCAUGCCCGCCCUGCCCUGGUACAAUGACCCCCAACUCCUGUUCCGCCGGCUACAGAGCGCUCGUAGUGUCUCCCGAAACACUUUUCGCACAAUCCUGCGCUUCCAGGGCCGGCACAUUAUGCUCAUGGCCGCAUGGUGCAUGGCCGCCCAGUGCUUUGACAAUGUCGCUCCUUUUAGCAUGUUCAAGCUCCUAGAGUACCUGGCAGAACCUGACGCUGCCGUCUACAGACCAGGCGUGUGGCUCGCUCUCGUAUUUCUCGGCCCCGUGGCCAGGUCACUCUGCCACCAGCAGUACAUAUUCAACUCGACGCGUCUCGUCGUCCGCGUCAAGUCCGCCAUGACGCAGGAACUGUACAGCGUCGCUCUCUCCUCGAUGCAAGCUGACACCUCGAGUGGGCGGCUUCUCACCCUCAUGGCGGCGGACAUUGAUGGCUUUCUGCGGGCGCGCAGCGCGGUGAUGGCACUGGCUGGGAUAUCCACAGGAACUCUCAUUGCGUUUUUCGGCAUGUAUCGAAUGUUUGGCUGGCCGUCGCUCGUCGGCAUGGCGAUUCUGCUCCUGGCCAUUCCCGUUUCCGUGUGGCUUGGCCGCCAUAUCUUCAAGCGGCAGAGGCUGGCGAGAAAGGCCCAGGACUCGCGAAUAUCAUUGAUAGCAGAGUAUCUGUCUUCGAUCCGUGUCGUCAAGUACUUUGCCUGGGAGGAAUAUGUCAGUGCCCAGGUUGGCGCACGUCGCGCUGACGAGCAGAAGGAUCUUUGGCGCGUGUCGGUUCUUCAAGCCCUCGCCAACCAGAUUACCCAAAUCUUCCCCUUCUUGGCGCUGCUGAUCAUGUUUGGCUUGCACGUCGGCCUCCAGAAGAAGCCACUGACCGCUUCGAUUGCCUUCACCACUUUGUACCUGGUGAGAAACCUGCGCAGGAACAUUUUGCAGGCGAGCCAAGUCGCUAGAAAUGUUGCUGGGGCUCUUGUCUCCUUGGAACGCCUGGACGAGUACUUUGACACGGCAGUCCUCAAACCGAAGCUCCCGCAAGGACCCCUUCGGAUGCAGAAUGCCACGGUUCGUCGGCAUGAGCUGGAUCCCGGACUGAAGGAUGUGUCUAUCGACUUUGUUGAGGGGGGCCUGAACGUGAUCUCUGGAAACAGUGGAAGUGGUAAGACGACACUUUUGCUAUCCAUCUUGGGCGAGAUCCAGCUCAUGGAGGGCUCCAUAAACGCCCCUGAAGAUAUUGCCUAUGCUCCGCAGACAAGCUGGCUCCAGAAUCUGUCCAUCAAAGCCAACAUUGUCUUCGGUGUCGAAUCCGACCAGCUAUGGUACAACCGCAUUGUCGACGCAUGCCGCCUUCGGACGGACCUUGCUGGUUUGCCAGAGGGGGAAGAUACCCAUGUUGGCGAGAAUGGCGCUUCAUUAUCGGGUGGACAAAAGGCACGCGUAGCCCUGGCGCGAGCCCUGUAUUCCCGGGCACCUCUCCUCCUGCUGGACGACAUCUUCUCAGCACUCGAUGCCAAGACGGCAGCCGGUAUUUGGGAAGACUGUUUUUGUAGCAGGCUUUUGCAAGGCAAGACUGUAGUUUUGGUAACUCAACUGCCGUGGAUUGCCUCCCAGGCUGAUCUGAACAUCAUCCUUGAUGGCGGAAAGAUCCAAAAGACCGAGGCUCACCUUGGCGUAGUGCGCCGACCUAUACAUGCCCAGGUGGCCGAGCAGGUUGUACAAAGAGAACGGAAAGAUGUGGAUGGACCGAAUAUCGCGGCGAGAGAGACACAGAGUGCUCUGGUCGAUCAGGAAACCAAAGCAUCCGGGCACAUGGGUCGCCUGACAUUCCUUCACUAUAUGCGUUACUUUGGACAUCCGCUGUUUACCGUGGUCUGCCUGGCAUGUCUUGCCGGUUGUGGAUUACUGACGUUUGUCAGCGCGUACUGGCUGUCGAUCUGGGUCGAGGCGUAUCAACAUCAGGGCCAUGUCAAUGCGGCAUACUACCUGGGCAUCUACGCCGCCUUGACAGUGUCGGAAAUUGCGCUCUUUGCCUCGCUGAUCAUUCUGUUCGAAUGGGGCGGUUGGCGCGCAGCGCGUAUGCUGCACAGCGAGUUCAUCGCGGCCGUCACGCGCGUCUCCCUGUCCUGGUACAGGGCCAUACCUGUCGGACGGGUGACGAAUCGGUUCGCAGGCGACAUGGCAUCGAUCGACAACUCUCUCAGUAGUGUGCUGCGCCUCAGCCUCGAAUCACUGAGCCAAUUGUUCUUCCGCCUCGCCGCCGUCAGCUCCAUCAUGCCCAUCUUCAUGUUGCCAGCGCUAUGCACAUCGCUAUGCGGCAUCGUGGUGGCGGAAAUGUAUACGCGGACAGCGGUCAUCGUCAAGCGUCUCACUUCAUCCUCGCAAAGCCCCGUCUUCUCACAAUUUGCCGAUACACUGGCCGGCAUGUCGGUGAUCCGCGCCCGAGCUGGCAUGGCGCGGUCGUUCCAGGAGGCCCUUGCGCAGAAGAUGAGCAUCUACUCUCGUGCUUUCGAGACCAGCCUUGACUGUAACCGCUGGGUGGCCGUGCGUGUGGAUUUCAUCACGAGUCUCGUGGUCUUGCUUGCCGGUAUUAUCGCUAUUUCGAAAGCCGGUGUGAUCGGAGCCGGGCUUGUGGGGUUCUCGCUCUCCAAUGCCAACGACUUGAGUACGACCAUCUUGGUCCUCGUGCGAAGCCUUAAUGAUCUGGAGGUCGAGAUGCAGAGCUUCCAUCGUGUCAGAGAGUACGUGAAACUAGCCCCCGAGGAUCAGAACGACAAGCCCUAUCCAGAAGAAGGGUUAUACAGUGACGGCCCGUGCAUACCAAGGGACUGGCCGUCAUCCGGUGAGGUCGAGUUUCGCAAUGUAACAGUGCGUUACCGCGAGGACGGGCCAGAUAUUCUGAAGGAUGUGAACCUCAAAUUCCGGCCUGGGGAGCGUGUCGCGAUCGUCGGGCGGACAGGUUCGGGCAAGAGUACGCUUGUGCUCUCGCUUCUUCGGUUCACACAUGUUGUGUCCGGCCAGAUUCUCUACGACGGGCUUGACAUCACCAAGGUGCCUCGACAGCGUCUCCGCAAAGCUCUCACCGUCAUCCCGCAAGAAGCGGUCCUCUUCACUGGGACGGUAGGUUCAAACAUGGAUCCUUCGGGGCAGACGUCUCCCGAUGCUCUGCAGCGAGUGCUGGACUACUGCCAUUCCGUCGCCUCCUUCGACGAUGCGGAGGCCGAAAGUGCCAUCCAACUGGACACCGUUGUCCAGGCCGGGGGCGAGAACUUUUCACACGGCCAGAGGCAGGUUUUGUCUCUGUGCCGUGCCAUAUUGCGCCACAAUCGACUGAUGCUGUUUGACGAGGCCACGGCCAAUAUGGACUACGUGACGGACGAGGGCAUACAGCAGAUCUUGCGCGCGGAGCUGGACAAGGAAGGUGAACGUACGCUGGUGACCGUGGCGCAUCGUCUACGUACAGUAAUAGACUACGAUCAGGUGGUCGUGAUGGGUGCAGGGCGUGUCGUCGAGGUGGGAAGCCCUCGGGAGCUUUUGGCGGCAAAGGGGCCGUUCCACGAGAUGAUUCAGCACAGCGGGGAGGGGCACGUGCUGGAGGAUGCUUAAGCGUAUUACUUGUGCCUGUUACAAGUGCCAUCACGAUGUCCCUCGCCGAACUUCGCAACAACAUCGCCAAUCACCAAUGCCGUCAGCCCCUGUGUGGCUCAUAAGGCUCAAUCCUGAUAGACAAAGCUGGUUGUGUAUGUGUCAGGCUAUGCUAUGUUAGUAUUGAAUCGUGAUCGCCGCAAGUUUGAUCGAAUCCAAACAUCGCGACUCCCAUUUGGUGGUCCUAACUUGUGGAUCGAGAUGAAAAUGACUCGCUCUUGAAACUUGAGGAAGAACAAUGCCGCACUGUAUCAUUUGACAAGGGAUCAAUACUUGAAUCAAUGCAAGAGCCAAUGCUUU